Messenger RNA from Panicum virgatum (switchgrass), 1057 nucleotides. RefSeq names its product NDR1/HIN1-like protein 10. Gene Ontology annotation, biological process: defense response to other organism. The record is from RefSeq and is a predicted model, not a curated record. The transcript has a single exon. NCBI's taxonomy places the organism in Eukaryota, Viridiplantae, Streptophyta, Magnoliopsida, Poales, Poaceae. The coding region runs from base 8 to 640 and encodes 210 amino acids.
CCGCGCCAUGCCGCCGGAAGCCUCCUCGUCGACGGGCUUCAUCGCCGGCCGCACCCGGCCGCUGCCGGCGGAGCGGCCGCACCUGACGCGGUGCACCAAGCUGCUGUGCUCGGCGUUCCUCACGCUCCUCCUCGUCGCCGGCGUGAUCGUCUUCGUCGCCUACCUCGCCGUCCGCCCGCACCGGCCGCGGUUCCACGUGACGGCCUUCACGGCGUCCGGCAUCCCGUCCGGCGGCGGGCCGGUGGUCCUGUCGGGGCAGCUCGCCGUCCGCAACCCGAACCGGGACAUCGCCUACUUCUUCGACCGGUUCUACCUGUCGGUGGAGUACCGCGGCGGCGACGUGGCCAGGGACCGGCCCCUGACGGCGGCGCCGCUGUACCAGCCGCCCAAGACCACGUCGCCGCUGCCGUUCGAGGGCGUGGAGGUGUCAGCCGGCGAGGACAUGGCCAAGGACGCGGCGGAGGGCGACGGCAGGGUGGAGAUGACGGUCAGGGUGCGGUCGCGGAUCCGCGCGCGGCUGGCGUUCUGGGGCAACCGGCACUGGCACCCGCUCAACGUCCGCUGCGAGGUGGCCGUGGGCCCCGACGGGCAGCUGCUGGCCGAGUACCUGCAGAAGCGCUGCAGCAUAGACUUCUUCUAGGAGGGGCGCCAUUGCUACGAGCUAGUAUAGUGAUUAAGAACUGACAAACAGUGUGAAUGUGCGAUGCCCCGUGCGUGCGUGAUUUUGUAAAGGGACAAACAUGACGAGAGAUAACAACAGUCAGCAUCUUCUUUCAUCAACCUAGGGACUAAUUAGGGCUCAACAACAAAGCCUGUAUGCGACAUUACAUUAGAGGAGUGAAAAAUACAUCUGCAGCCACAUCAAGCAAAUGGCGUGGGCUGAUAUAUACAUCCACGUCAGAACUAAGAGCAACUCCAAACAUGUCCUCUUUCCCCUUUCCCUUUUUCAGGUUAUAUAGGGGAGCCCCCUUUCACAAUUUCAGGUUAGGAAAGAGUUCUGCAGCAGAUCCCCUUUCCCCCAUCCAAUCGUUCAUGUUAUAUGGGGCCCAUCUGUCAG